Sorex fumeus (smoky shrew) is the source of this 1235-nucleotide messenger RNA. It is a transcript of the gene SEC13, whose product is annotated as SEC13 homolog, nuclear pore and COPII coat complex component. Bases 88 to 1047 code for a protein of 319 amino acids. Lineage: Eukaryota; Metazoa; Chordata; Mammalia; Eulipotyphla; Soricidae. Gene Ontology annotation, cellular component: COPII vesicle coat; nuclear pore outer ring. Gene Ontology annotation, biological process: protein import into nucleus; COPII-coated vesicle budding; positive regulation of TOR signaling. The transcript is spliced from 9 exons. The record is from RefSeq and is a predicted model, not a curated record. Gene Ontology annotation, molecular function: structural molecule activity; protein binding.
CCGAGGCGCGCUGCCCGGCGCCGGAAGUGAGCGUUUCGGGGCGCCGCGGGGAGCGCCACGUCCGAGGCCGGGAGCGCCGCCGCCACCAUGGUGUCCGUGAUCAACACCGUGGACACGUCCCACGAGGACAUGAUCCAUGACGCCCAGAUGGAUUACUACGGCACCCGCCUGGCCACCUGCUCCUCCGACAGGUCCGUCAAGAUCUUCGACGUGCGCAACGGAGGGCAGAUCCUAGUCGCCGACCUCAGGGGGCACGAGGGGCCCGUGUGGCAGGUGGCCUGGGCCCACCCCAUGUACGGCAACAUCCUGGCGUCCUGCUCCUACGACCGCAAGGUCAUCAUCUGGAAGGAGGAGAAUGGCACCUGGGAGAAGAGCCACGAGCACCUGGGCCACGACUCGUCAGUGAACUCCGUGUGCUGGGCGCCCCACGACUACGGCCUGCUCCUGGCCUGCGGGAGCUCGGACGGGGCCAUCUCGCUGCUGACCUACAGCGGGGAGGGCCAGUGGGAAGUGAAGAAGAUCAGCAACGCGCACACGAUCGGCUGCAACGCUGUCAGCUGGGCCCCAGCUGUGGUCCCCGGGAGUCUCCUAGACCAGCCGUCGGGGCAGAAGCCCAACUACAUCAAGAAAUUCGCGUCGGGCGGCUGUGACAGCCUCAUCAAGCUGUGGAAGGAGGAGGAGGAUGGCCAGUGGAAGGAGGAGCAGAAGCUGGAGGCGCACAGCGACUGGGUCCGAGACGUGGCCUGGGCCCCCUCCAUCGGGCUGCCCACCAGCACCAUCGCCAGCUGCUCCCAGGAUGGCCGCGUCUUCAUCUGGACGUGUGACGACGCCACGGGCAGCACCUGGAGCCCCAAGCUGCUGCACAAGUUCAACGACGUGGUGUGGCACGUCAGCUGGUCCAUCACAGCCAACAUCCUGGCCGUCUCGGGCGGAGACAACAAGGUGACGCUGUGGAAGGAGUCCGUGGACGGGCAGUGGGUCUGCAUCAGCGACGUGCACAAGGGCCAGGCCGCAGCCUCAGCGCCUGAGAGCCAGAACGAACAGUGAGCGGCCCCGCGGCCUCGGGCAGGACUGGCACAGCCAGAUUCAGGCCACAGGCAGCCGGGUCCGAGGCGACGGCCAGAGAGAAUCUCACAUCUGCUUAUUUAAAGUAUUUUGACCAUUUUUUUGUACCUUUUGGGUUCAGCCAUUGUUUGGAAGGUUUCAGAGUCAUUAAUAAACUCGUGUUUCUUCAA